Molecule: messenger RNA, 1717 nt
Organism: Pseudomyrmex gracilis
Lineage: Eukaryota; Metazoa; Arthropoda; Insecta; Hymenoptera; Formicidae
Product: elongation of very long chain fatty acids protein AAEL008004-like
Exons: 5
Coding region: 90-905 (271 amino acids)
Biological process (GO): fatty acid elongation, polyunsaturated fatty acid; fatty acid elongation, monounsaturated fatty acid; fatty acid elongation, saturated fatty acid
Cellular component (GO): endoplasmic reticulum membrane
Molecular function (GO): fatty acid elongase activity
Source: RefSeq, a predicted model, not a curated record
UUUCACUACGUAAAUACUACCUUUCAACUUUUAGAUACUUAAAAAUUACUCAGAAAAUUAUUUGUAUAUUGUGAACAGAAAAUCACAUAAUGAGUGUUAGCAGUGUUUAUGAUUAUCUUAUGAUUGACUUAGCAGAUCCGUUCACGCGUAAUUGGGCGUUAGUAGAAACGCCAUUCCUAGUAAUAAUUAUAACCUUUGGUUACUUGUAUUUUGUAUUUUACGCCGGACCAAGUUACAUGAAGAAUCGACAAUCAUUUAAUUUGAGGAUCUUUAUAUUAUUUUAUAACGUAUUUCAAAUUCUUGCUAAUGCGUGGCUGGUGCACAGUUACGUAUCUGCCGGCUGGUUUACUAAAUAUAGCAUAAAAUGUAGUAAUAAUUAUGAUCUGACAAGUAUAAAUGGUUUUAAGCUAUUAAGUAUUUCAUGGUGGCUAUUCAUAUUAAAACUAAUUGAUUAUAUCGAAACGUGUGUAUUUGUUUUACGGAAAAAACAAAAUCAAGUGUCUUCUUUGCAUGUAUAUCAUCAUGUGUCUAAUGUCUUAUUUGGAUGGUAUUUCCUCAAAUAUAUAGCGGACCCCAGAGCAACAUUUGUGUGCUUAGUUAAUUGUUUUAUACAUGUUAUCAUGUAUACAUAUUACUUCAUUGCAGCAUGGAGCACAACUAUGCAACAAAAAGUAUCCCGUUUUAAACCAUAUAUUACGAAAUUACAAAUGACGCAGUUUGUUGCGCUGAUAUGCUAUGGACUACAGGCUUUUCUAGAUCCAGAAUGCAAAGGAUCACAACGAGCAAAAGAACUUGUAUUCGUAUUUGUUUUGAACAUGCUACUAUUUCUAUACUUAUUUUAUGACUUUCAUAAAAAGACUUAUGGCACAAAACAGAAACAGAAAACUGCAAAACACGAAGAAUAAAAUUUUGUGAAGGUGCUCUAAGAGAUAUCCAGAGCGUGUAAGAAAUAUUUUAUUCAUAGAAGAAAAGCAAUGAAGUAUAUGGAAUCCUCUUAGUGCCGAUUUCUUUAUAUCUCCCGAUAACUGUCUUUUAAAUAAAAAUAUACAAAAAAUAUACUUCAUUUUUUAGAUAAAGAUAUCGAGAACUUAUUUACAAAUGGAAAAAUUAAGUUUUUGUUGUACGUAAUAGAAUACAACAAAUUAGUUACCUAGCCAAGAAUUCUACAUUCGUCAAAUAAAUUUUGUGGUAGACGAUAUAUUGGUUUUUCUUAGAAUAUCACACGAUCUUAUUGGUAUUCACCCGAUUCCGAAUUUGAGUUCGACAAAUAACAACGGCAAACGACGUCCUCUAAACAUUUGUGUAUUUCUUCAUCCUGUUUAACCGGCAACCGACACGACCUUGACAAUCUUUCCGACGUUGAUCACAUGCACGAAAGCAUAAAAUCAAACACUUAGGUUUUUGUAGAACUGUUUCCGCCAGCGUUUAGCCACAAUGAUUUACUUCUCUUGUUACAACACAGAUUAUCCGACUUAAUCAAACGACACGACAAUGACAACGGUAAAAAACGGCACGAGAGCAACCUUCCGACGUCCACAUGGUACGACGUUCCAUAGGAAAGUGCCGCGCCUCAAUCAAUCGGCGGAAAAUCGGUUGUUGUUGUCUUUUCGUGAAUACUCCAGAGUAUUCUUAAUCGAUGUAAUUUCAGGAGUACCACUCACAGAUGCCAGUUCGCGGACUUUUGCAGCAUGCAGUAGCAGGUGAAAAAACAAAAAAG